This is a messenger RNA of Vanessa tameamea, 4276 nucleotides long. RefSeq names its product probable ATP-dependent RNA helicase kurz (gene kz). Gene Ontology annotation, cellular component: intracellular anatomical structure; nucleolus. Gene Ontology annotation, molecular function: ATP binding; RNA binding; helicase activity. NCBI's taxonomy places the organism in Eukaryota, Metazoa, Arthropoda, Insecta, Lepidoptera, Nymphalidae. The record is from RefSeq and is a predicted model, not a curated record. Bases 139 to 3714 code for a protein of 1191 amino acids. The transcript has 19 exons. Gene Ontology annotation, biological process: maturation of SSU-rRNA from tricistronic rRNA transcript (SSU-rRNA, 5.8S rRNA, LSU-rRNA).
CUUGAUAGUUGACUGCUGUUAUAUUUAAGUUAAUUUAUUUUGCAAUAUUCCAAAAUAUAUUGAAGCUGAAAAUAAUAAUAUCUAAGUCUAGCAAAACUAUUAAAUUGAUAUCUAAUAAAUGUAAAAUAAUUAAAUAAAAUGGGCAAGAAUCGUUACAAUGCCAAAGCGCGUCAAGUAGUUAAAACAAAUAUCGAUAAUUCACAAACAAAUGAGAUUAAACUUGAGUUUGCUGCGGAUGAAUAUGGCUCAACGGAUACAAGUAAUUUAUUGGCUUUGCCUUCAACAAAAAGAAAAACAAAAGUCAUAACUGAUAAAAAGGAAAAAGUCCAAUUUUUGUCUAAAGCCCGAAGAAAGCAAUUAGAAAAAAUUGUUGAUAAGAAAAAAAAGAAGGAAAAUAGGGCAGCUCUACUAGAAUCCUUAUCACAAGUGCAAGCAACACCGGAUGAAGUAGCACAUUUGACGACAAUUUCAACUUUCCAAACACUUGGGUUACGUAAGCUGAAUGAAUAUAAUUCAGAAGCUGCACACAAAGCCACUGUACCCAGUGAACAAAAAAAAUUUAGCAGUAUAGCUGGUGCAAAAAGGAGAUUAAGGUUGCUAAGAAUGGAUAACAUGGAUGGCAAUAAGAAGAAAAAAUAUGAUCCUAAUGUUAUUGGUCUUGAAGAUUCAACUGAUGAAGAAUCUGCAUCUGAUUCAAGUGACAAUGAAUCACCUGAGGUCAAAGAUGAGAUAAAAAUUGAAUCUGCAGAUCCUUCAAAUACAGAAGUUAAGAAAGAACUUACGAAAGAUACAGAGGUUACUGAAAUCACUGAAGAACCAAUUCAAAAUACAGAUGAUAUCAUAAAACCAGAUAAUAAUGGAGGAAGUAGUUCUAAGCAUUCAGACAAAAUUAAUAGUAUAUCAAUGAACGAACCACUCAAGUCUAUAAAGCCUACCCUUGAUGUGCCGACAGUACACGUGGAUAUAAAAAGAGAUCCGAAAGUGCAAAUAGCGAGGCUAAAGUUACCAAUUCUGGGCGAAGAACAGAGAAUAAUGGAGUUGGUGAAUGAAAAUGAAAUUCUUAUAGUUUCUGGAGAGACUGGAAGUGGUAAAACCACUCAAAUACCACAAUUCCUCUAUGAGGCUGGCUAUGCGGAGAAUAAGAUGAUAGCUGUGACGGAACCGCGGAGAGUGGCGACGGUGGCGAUGUCCAAGAGAGUUGCACACGAGCUGGCCUUGACGAGCAAGGAGGUGUCUUAUUUAAUGCGUUUCGAGGGCAAUGUCACUAAGGACACAAAAAUAAAGUUUAUGACAGAUGGUGUUCUCCUCAAGGAAAUACAAUCCGACUUUCUUUUAAGCAAAUAUUCAGUUGUAAUCAUUGAUGAAGCUCACGAACGUAGCGUAUACACGGAUAUAUUACUUGGAUUAUUAUCAAGAAUCGUACCGCUUAGACUUAAAAGAGGGAUUACAUUAAGAUUAAUUAUAAUGUCGGCGACGCUCAGGGUUGAAGACUUCACAGAUAACACAAGAUUGUUUAAAACACCACCUCCAACUAUAAAGGUAGAAGCUAGACAAUUUCCAGUGACGAUACAUUUCAAUAAGAAUACAUACAGCGAUUAUUUAAAGGAAGCAUACAAGAAAGCUGUCAAAAUACACACAAGACUACCUGAAGGAGGAAUACUUAUAUUUGUUACGGGACAACAGGAGGUAAAUUACUUGGUACGUAAGUUGAAGGCGUCAUUUCCUUAUCGAAAAGACGUGGACUAUACGAAACUGAUAACAAAGAAGACAGUUAAUGAUGUGGACCCAGCGCUUGACUCGGAACCUGAGGAUAUUGAGUCUGAUGAUGACGAGGUCGAGAAGGAAAUGAAAAGAAUGCGAAAAGCACGUAAGAAGGCCAAGCAAAAAUCGAAACAGUUACCGAAAAUCAAUUUGGACGACUACGAUAUGCCCGAAGACGAUGGCCAAGCGGACUUGGUUAGCGAUGACGAUAGCGAUGGCCACCUGAGCGACUCAGAUGUCGAAGAGGACACCCUGGCUCCAGCGAUAAAGUCGUGUCGGCAACCGCUGUGGGCACUGCCGCUGUACUCCAUGCUGGGCUCGGAGCGCCAGGCGCGCGUGUUCGCGCCUCCGCCACCCGGGGCGCGCCUCUGCGUCGUCAGCACGGACGUGGCCGAGACCUCGCUCACCAUACCCGCCAUCAAGUACGUCGUCGACACCGGGAAGAAGAAGAUGCGCGUGUACUCGCACGCGACGGGCGCCAGCGCGUGGCGCGUGGUGUGGGCGUCCCGCGCCGGCGCCGAGCAGCGCGCGGGGCGCGCGGGGCGCACGGGCGCGGGACACGCCUACCGCCUGUACAGCGCCGCCGUGUUCCAGCACGACUGCCCGGCGCACUACGAGCCCGAGCUGUGCCGGCGGCCCGCGGACGACCUCGUGCUCAUGAUGAAGUGCAUGGGCAUCGACAAGGUGGUGAAUUUCCCGUAUCCGACUGCUCCUGAUAAAAUUCAAUUACGUCUGGCAGAAAAGCGACUUGAAGUUCUGGGAAUAUUGGAGAAGUAUGAAACGAAGAAAUUUAAGAAGAAAAACGCUGAAGAGAUACUUAAAGUGACGCCCCUCGGUAAAGCCGUGUCAGCAUUUCCACUGCUUCCAAGAUACGGGAAGAUGUUGGCUCUUAGCCACCAGUUCAACUUGUUACCGUACGCCAUCGCGCUUGUAUCGGCGCUCACCGUGCAGGAGGUUAUGACUGGCAAAGCAGAUAGCUGGCCGGCCACUGGCAAUACAUUGUUGCUCGGUGACCCGGGAGUGUUGCUCCGAGCGGUUGGAGCAGCUGAAUAUGCCCAUGUUAAAGGAGAAGAAGAACUGUUCUGUGCUAAAUAUGGCUUAAGGGAAAAGGCUAUUAAAGAAAUACGCAAGCUCCGUAAGCAGUUGACGUCAGAAAUAAAUCUAAGCGUGUCAGGAGCGAACGUGACCAUCGACCCGGAGAUGAAGCCGCCGGACGACAAACAAGCAAAACUGCUGAGGCAGCUGUUAUUGAGCGGGCUGGGAGACCAAGUUGGAAGGAAGAUAGGUCUCGACGAAGUGAAAGAUGGAGAAGAUAAACGAAAAUUCAAAUACGCCUACCACUGCAGUAAUUUGGAGGAACCGGUGUUCCUACAUUCCGAGUCAAUACUUCGGAAGAGCAUACCCGAGUGGGUCGUAUACCAGGAGUUGUACGAAACGGGAGGUACGGACAGAAGGAAAAUGGUCAUGAGGAACGUGACCGCCAUCGAACCCGAAUGGCUACCGAUAUACGUUCCGCAAAUGUGUAAUUUAGGGGAACCCCUGUCGACGCCCGAGCCGAGGUACGACGAAGCAUCAGGCCGUGUCAAGUGUCACUUCAAAGGGACAUUCGGACUGAGUUGCUGGGAACUGCCCGUUGUUGAAAUCGAUUAUCCGGAUAAAAUAGAACGAUACAGGUGGUUUGCAAGAUACCUCAUAGAAGGGAAAGUAUUCCCAAAACUGAAGAAAUACGCUGGAUCUCUUUUAUCUCCGCCGUCAACGAUGGUCAAGAGCUGGGCGAAGCUGCAGUCCAGAACGGAAGUAAUACUGAAGGCUUUGAUUGCAAGAAGAGCCGGUACUAAAGACCAAUUGGGGUCAGCUUGGAAAGAACAGCCUAAUUAUUUACUGGAGGAAUACUUGAAAUGGUUACCAGAGUCUGCUCACAAUGAAGUCACAUUAUACUGGCCUCCGUUAUGAUUCAUUAAUUGUUGAUCGUUCUGUAAAUAUUGUAAAUAAUCUUAAUGAUAAUGUUUUGGUGUUAAUCUUGUAACAGGCAGACAUUUAAUAUGUGACAGGAGAAACUUGUUUUUUUUUUAAAUUAUAAUUUAAGGAUAAAGUCCAUUCCACCAAGUUGAACUCGGAGGGAACAAAAUACUGGCACCUGAUUGGUCGAUGCGCGUGGCUAGAGAUAAGCGAGACGAAGCCGGCAUGUAAAACGAUCCUAAGAAUUGAUUCGGUUAAUGAAGGUCACAAUUAACCAUUGAGAGCACAAGGGGUUUCUCCCCUGGGAGCCGUUUCAUGGGAUUGACUUAUUUUUAUAAUCUAAUUAAUUCUGCUAAUUGCUUGUGUUUCGCCUCGCUAAUCGACGAAUUGUUUUGUGAGAUAUCCGCAUGGCUUUAGGCUGACUAGACGUGACCGUUUGCGAUUGUGUAAGCACUAGUUCAUCUCACCUUUGACACGUGUCCUAAUAUCCAGUGCGAGCGUCAUGUCUAGCGAGGCUAAACACAAGGCGAAUGAUGAACGUUCCAUUUAAAUAUUU